This is a messenger RNA of Candida tropicalis MYA-3404, 669 nucleotides long. RefSeq lists its product as uncharacterized. The transcript has a single exon. NCBI's taxonomy places the organism in Eukaryota, Fungi, Ascomycota, Pichiomycetes, Serinales, Debaryomycetaceae. The record is from RefSeq and is a predicted model, not a curated record. Bases 1 to 669 code for a protein of 222 amino acids.
AUGCCAGCUAUUGAAAGACUAGCCAUGAUUCAAAGCCAAAUAGAGCAAGACCAAAGGCGGUAUAUCCCUUCAUUUCCAUAUAUGUCAAGAGAAGAACGUGCCAAAUAUGAUCCAGAAAAGUUUUAUAAAAAAACAUUCAACAAACUUCCCCCAUCUCCAUUUUUAGUUCAUGGUUUACCACGUCAAGAUGAGCAGAUUUCCUUACAGCAAACAUCUGCAAAACUACCAUCAUCUUCCCCAAGUUCAAGAUUACAUUCUCCAACACCACCGCUUUCCCGAGUAACUUCUCCUGAUUUGACAAAAACGGAAAAGAAACUAACUUUGGAAGAAUUGGUUAUUGGUUUUAAUAAAGAAAAAAUAUUAUGUAUAAAUCAAAAUCUGGAAAAGAUGGAAAUCAAGGAUACAACAAUUUUACAAGAAAACAUUAAUGAUAUAUCAGAGGAAAAAGUUUCAGAAGAAUAUGACGUAGUAAUAUUGAAUGAAUUGGGUCAGAAAGCAAACUUGGAAUUGAGUAAAUUUUUAAAAUCUAUUCAUGAAGAUGUUAUUGUUGUAAUAAGAGAUGAACAAAAACCUGAUUCUGAAGAUGAAAAAACUUCCCAAUAUGAUUACUACGUAGAUCUAGGUAAUAUUGUACUCGAGACCCCAGAAAAUGAGAACUCCGUGAGUUAA